GUGCACGUCAUGCCCCACACCUCUUCAUCUCCGUAUUCCUACAUUUGCGAUUUGCUCACGCUACAUUAAACUGCUUUUUAUUGUGAGAGAAAGGUCAAUGCUAUAUACGAACGAGGCUUGGAACACAAACACAAGCAACAGCUCUGUCCAAUAGGCGUGCGGGAGCUGACUGCGGCGGCGCGGGUUACCAUGGUGUCAGGCUGGUAGUUAUCCUCUGUCCACGGGUGACCGGCUGGUAAACGGGAUCGGCCAGAUAGCAGGCUUGCAGGACAGAAUGGCUGGACGCGGUAUGAGGAGUUCAGCCCUGGCCCGGGCCCAAUCCCAGCUUUCUGGUCAGAGAGUUCCUGUAAAACCAAAAGAUGCUGCAGAUGAACUACAGGAAUACAUGCAAGCUCUUAACAAGAAGACAAGUGCUUUAAAACUCUCCCAGCCAUCAGUUGCUGACCUGAGUGACUUGUCAGCUGAAGAACAGGAAAGUGAAAAGUACAGAGCAACUGCUACUCAACAGCAGAUAUUGGGAAUGCAGAGUAGGUUUCUAAAGAAGAAGGCACCAUCUAGUAACGAUGUAAAGAGCAAUGCUGUUAUCACAACUGUGGCCAAAAAGCCCACCCAACCCCAACCCCAGCCAGUCCAGUCAAAGCUGCCAACCAGUGCAGCCCUGAGGAGGCUGGCAGAAAUUGAAAGCAGGCAUCGACGAAGACAAUUGGAGAUUGAUGUUUCUGAGAACGACUCUGAUCUGAGGACGUCUGAAGAAAGACCUUUCUCUAACAGAUCGAGUAGUGAAUUCAGCACCGGCGAAAAAAGAUUUUUUAAAAAGAAAGUUAAUAUAUUGGAGCCAGAGUCCGUAAGACAGAGCAAUGGGAAUACUGUUGGAAGGAAAACUGCAAAAAAUAAGUCAGGACCUAUGGAAAGUGAAGAAGAAGAAAUGCUACGACUUGUUGGCAGCUCAGUAGAAUACUCAGAAAAUGAUGAGAGAUGGUGGAAGCUUCCGAAACCACCUAGGACACCAUCACCUCCCAGCAAAUCAACCCCUCGAAGAAAGCUUCGUCACAGUCCCUCAGCUCUGGGAUUUGUUUCUCCUCGCCGCCCCCCUUCCCGGUUACGUUCUAGAACACCAUCACCUCCUAGCUAUGGAAGCCCUAAGUUUUCAAGAACACACUCCUUAACUCGCUUUAGGUCACGGUCUCCUUCACCAUCUAUAAGAAGUUCAUUGACUAGUCCAUCUCCUAGGACAAGGCUGGGGAGAAGAAGUCGUACACCUUUGUCCCAGAGAAGUGACAUUAAAUCCCUUGAUGAGCUUUUCUCCAGACCUGAGGAUCUUAGCAGUGCAAGUUCUAAUGAUUUCAAACAAAACAUUCUAAGUUUGGAUGAUCUGGCACUCCCUAUAGACACAGAAAAGGCAAAAGUAAAGAUGAUUAGUGAAAAGCCGAAGGAUAUCAAGCAUGUCUCCUCUGCUGAAGGCAAAGGUCCCUCACCUAGCAGGGAUACAAAGAUAUUUUCGAGACAGUCUGUCUCAGAAGAGGAAUCUGUUAUAGAAGCACACACUGAAACCAAUGAGGAUUCAGAAAUGUUAACCUAUCGACACAAAGAACACUCUAGCUCUUCUGAGCACAACAUUCCAGAAGCCUUAGAUGAACCCACCAUAAAUUCUGUUUAUUCAGAGGAUUUUGAAGAAUCUGUGCUUUCUGAUACAGAACAUAGUUCAAAAUUGAAUUCAUAUUCAUACUCUAAAUCCAUGUCGGCAAAAAAAUCUAUCCUUUACUCCGAUCAUUCCAACAAACCAUCCAACAAAGCAAGACAGUGGAAUAAAAUGGCUGGGAACAUACAAAGAGUAACAGUAAAGGAUAUUGCUGUGCAAGCCAAUAAUGCUGAAUUAAUUUCUCCUUGGCCGCACGCAAGUGUUGGCAUAGAACACACAACUGUACCGUUUAUGGAUCCAGUGUCAAUGGUCAGUCACGUAGUUAACCCCGAUGUAAUUGAAGCUUUGACCACAUACAAUCCAAUGGCGUUGGCACUGAAUGACAUGCUAAAACAGCAUCUGUUCCUCACAAGGUCAUUUGUAGGCAUGGCUCAACAACUGUAUAUUUCCACUGUAACCUCUUUAGAGAAAGAAUCCUAUUGCUAUACUACACUGGAGAACACCAAGGAGUUUAUCCAGCAGCAGAGGGCUAAUAAAUUGAAGCAAAGGCCAAGAGAGGUGUUAAGUAGACUACAUUCUUCACACUUAGACGGGGAUCGGUGACCUCGCAUUGCAACCUUGUUUCAGUGAAGGCCUGAGAACUACUUUUACAUCUACCUGCAUGAAUUCAUGAAAAACACUUUUUACUUAAUUAUAUAGUGAAAGUUUUAAUAUUGACUGGUAUUUUGUUCUACUAUGUAGAAUAAAACACUUUGCAAAUA
Molecule: messenger RNA, 2400 nt
Organism: Hyla sarda
Lineage: Eukaryota; Metazoa; Chordata; Amphibia; Anura; Hylidae
Gene: C1H19orf44
Product: chromosome 1 C19orf44 homolog
Exons: 10
Coding region: 275-2242 (655 amino acids)
Source: RefSeq, a predicted model, not a curated record